Molecule: messenger RNA, 1797 nt
Organism: Aspergillus puulaauensis
Lineage: Eukaryota; Fungi; Ascomycota; Eurotiomycetes; Eurotiales; Aspergillaceae
Product: FAD-binding oxidoreductase
Exons: 3
Coding region: 1-1797 (598 amino acids)
Molecular function (GO): oxidoreductase activity; FAD binding
Source: RefSeq, a predicted model, not a curated record
AUGUACCUCCGCAUAUCGGCAGUCAUUAUCUCCCUCAUCUUUCUGUUUACCGUACUCAAGAAAACUAUUUUAACGCACGAUACCGGAAGACAGAGUUGUCGAUGCCCGCCACAUGAGCCCUGCUGGCCAUCUACCAGCGAGUGGAAUCUGUUCAACGAGAGCAUCAAUGGCCGCUUGAUCCAUCUCCGACCCGUAGGCGCCGUCUGCCACGGGCAGGAAUUCAACGACGAUGCGUGCAACUAUGUGAAAGAGCGCGCUAAUAACUCUGCAUGGCGAGCAUCCGAGCCAGCCACUCUACAGUCCGCAAACUGGGAAAGUAGCUGGGACGGAUGCGGCAGCUGCGAUAUCUCAUCGUACAUAGACGAGCCCUGCCACCAGGGCCGGAUCCCAGUCUACGCCGUCCUCGCCGAAUCGGCCUCUGAGAUCCAAACAGCCGUCCGAUUCGCGAAACGGCGCAACCUCCGCCUCGUCGUAAAGAAUACCGGGCACGAUAGUAUGGGGAGAUCGAGUGGGCCUGCAUCUCUGCAGAUCAACACGAAUCGGUUGAAGAGUAUAGAGACUGUCUCGGACUUUAUACCACAUGGCGGAAGUGUUUCCCUGGGACAGGCGGUGACGCUUGGUGCGGGCACGUUGGCGUUGGAGAUCUCCCAGGUUGCUGUGGAUGAGGGAUUCAAUAUCCUUCUUGGCCUUUGUACCACUGUUGGUGUUGCUGGUGGGUUUAUACAGGGUGGUGGUGCGUCCUUGCUAAGCCCAACGUAUGGGCUGGCCUCGGACAAUGCGCUGGAGUUUAAUGUCGUUACGGCGGAGGGAGACUUCGUCGUGGCAAACGAGGUCCAGAACCAAGAUCUCUUUUGGGCAUUGCGAGGUGGAGGCGGCGGUACAUUUGGCAUCACUGUCAACACCACGAUACGCACAUUCCCAGAUAUCCCAGGAAUAGUCUUCACCCUCACAGCGGCAAUCUCUCGACAAGACGAGCAGUUCCCAGAUGUAGAACAUGCACUGUGGGAAUUCGCAACAGAGGUCAUCAACAUCCUACCAGACCUAAAACGAUCAGAUAACAGAACAGGCGCUGCCAUUGUUUCUGGUAUCCAGGAAGACGGUGUCCAGGUUGUCACAGAGAUCCUCUUCCCAAAUACCAGUGACACUACCUCCGUACAAGACCAGAUCGCUCCAUUGCUCGCCAGACUAGCCGACCUCGGAUUCUCAUCCGUCUACACAGCCAACACAACCCUAUACCCGCAGAUAUCGACCUACUUCAACCAACCCAGACCCCUCGAUCUCGCCGGCACAGGCCGAAUCGAAGGCUCAGUCCUCAUCUCCUCAACCCUUUUCUCCUCCCCCUCCGGCACACCCCACAUAACUCACGUCCUCACAAACCUCACCUACCGCGUCGGCGACCUAAUCGAGAUAUUCCUCUCAGGCGGGGGCCAAGUCCGCGCAAACAAGGGGAUUGUCAAUAGCGCCGUCCUCCCGAACUGGCGCGAGUCCGAGAUGCUAAUUACAUUCCGCCGAAUAAUGCCGUCCAGUGCCACCACGAAGCACUUCGUCGAUAGCCAGAUGCCGGUUCUGCGGGGGCUGGAGACGCCGCGGAUGGGGUCGUUUGUGAACACGGCGGAUCCCGAUGAGCCGGAUUUCCAAAGGGCGUUUUGGGGGGAGAAUUAUCCGCGGUUAUACCAGACCAAAAAAAGGUGGGAUCCGGAUGGGCUGUUUAUUGUGAAUCUGGGGGUGGGGAGUGAGGGGUGGGAUAGGGAGGGGAUAUGUCGGACUGGAGGGAGUGAGUCGAGGGAAUAUCUCUGA